AUUAAAAAAAUAAAGUAAUAUGUUAAUAAAUGGAUAUUUAAAAUAAAUUGUGAUAUAAAAUGGAUGUGUUUGCAAAGCUACGAAACACUGUUAGCAACACAAUUUCCAACACUGUACAAAAUACUGCUUAUGGUUUAUCACAAUUAUCAAAUGUUCUUCCUGGUAAUCCAGUAACUAGAGAAUUUGAAGUAACUACUCACAUAGCAAGUGCGGGACCAUCAUUGCUAUGGAAAGUUUACAAUGGUUAUAAAAAAUCUACAAAACAAGAAGCUGCGAUCUUUGUAUUUGAAAAACGUAUUUUAGAUAAGUUUUCAAAAAGUGAUAAAGAAUCUAUCUUAGAAACUUUAAAAAGAGGUGUUGCACAAUUAACAAAAUUACGUCAUCCACAAAUUUUAACUGUUCAACAUCCUUUGGAAGAAUCAAGAGAUAGUUUAGCAUUUGCAACUGAACCUGUGUUAGCUAGCUUAGCUAAUAUUUUGGGAAACCAUAAUAAUUUAUCACAACCAGUACCAAUAGCAUUAAAAGACUAUAAACUGCAUGAUGUUGAAAUUAAAUAUGGACUUUUACAACUUGGAGAAGGCCUUGCAUUUUUACAUGGAGAUGUUAAAUUAUUACACAGAAACCUAUGCCCAGAAACUAUUGUUGUUAAUAGUCAUGGAGCAUGGAAAAUUUUUGGAUUUGACUUUUGUGCGUUAAAUCAAAGUGCUGAAGGUAAACAACCUCAAUGGUCAUAUGUGGAAUAUGACAUAUCAGCUCCAUUUGUAGCUCAGCCAAAUUUAGAUUAUCAAGCACCAGAAUGUAUUUUAGCAAGUAGUGUUGGUACAGCCAGUGAUAUAUUUUCUUUGGGAGUGGUGACAUAUGUUUUACAUUCUCCAAUGCAUACACCUCCUUUUGAAUCUAACAAUGAUUUAUUAAAAUGCAAACAAUUUUUAGAAAAUUUUAAGAGUUCAACUAUCGCAGAUAUAUUCCUGCCAACUUCAGAUACUCUUAGAGAUACAGUUAAAUUAAUGUUACAUCAUAACCCUGAAUUAAGACCAGAUGCUCAUCAGUUUGUGAAGAUUGAAUACUUUAUGGAUAUAGGUGUCAAAACUUUGAAUUAUUUAGACAAAAUUUUUCAAUGGGAUAAUUUACAAAAAUCACAAUUUUACAAAGGAUUACCUCAACUUCUGAAACAAUUACCGCAUAGAGUUAUACUACAUAGAGUUCUUCCAGCAUUGUAUAAGGAAUUAUUUAAUCCUCCAAUGAUUCCAUUUGUUUUACCUAGCAUUAUAUAUGCAAUGGAAACAAGUUCUCUGGAAGAAUUUAGAGAAUAUAUUUUACCAAACAUUAAAUCAGUUUUGACGUUAGAUGAUCCACCACAAAUUAGUCUUGUCUUAAUGCAGCAUGCUGACUUAUUGUUAAAAUUAUGUACUACAGAAGUUAUAAAAACGGAUAUAGUCCCAAUGUUGUUACGUGCUUUAGAAUCUGAGUGGGAACAAUUACAAGAAUUAUGUUUAUCAGCUUUGCCAAAUAUUAUAACAAUGAUUGAAGGACCAGUAAUUAAAAAUGCAAUUUUACCUAGAAUGAAAAAAAUAUGCUUAUAUGGAAAAGGAAGCAGCAGCAAGAGUCUUGGAGUUAGAGUUAACUGUUUAUUAUGUCUUGCAAAAAUGUUACCUCACUUUGAUCGAUGGCUUGUACUCGAUCAGGUGUUACCUUUUUUACAGGAAAUUCCACACUCUGGAGAACCUGCAAUUCUUAUGGCUAUCAUAGGAAUUUAUAGGAUGCUAUUAAAUCAUAGUAAAUUAGGAACAAGCAAAGAAAUAUUAGCAACAAAGAUUUUACCAUUUUUAUUGCCUCUCUGUAUUGAACAAAAUUUUAGUUUGCCACAAUAUGAAAUUCUUUCAAAUCUUGUAAUUGAAAUGAUAAAUCGUGUUACAUCAGAGCACAAAGAAGCUUUAAAACAAUUAGAUGCCAUGCGUCGUGAGACUCAACAAUUAGAUCAAGAACUUUCACAGACCUCUACUAUUUAUAAAAAAAUUAAUUCACCCAAUGAUGAUAUAAAUAUAAUUCCUAUAGUUCCUAUGUCAAAUACAAGCACAAGUUUAAAGUCUCUACAGAUUGAAAAUGGAUUGACAAUGGAAGAUAAACUUCGAUUAAUUCAACAACAAGGAGUACAUCAAAGAUUACAAUCUCAAACACCCUUAACACCAACAGUUGUUCAAACUACAAAGCCUCCAGUAAAAGAUUUAACUGAUACUUUACUGAAAUCUAAUCUGGAUCAGUUAAAUUUUUCAAUGUCAAGUUCAAAACCUGAUUAUUCUUGGAAAUCACUAAAUUCAAAUCAAUAUCAACAUUUCAACCCACAAGGAAUGAAUAUACAAUUGAAUCAAAAAGGAAAUAUUUGUGUUCCAAAUUCAGUUAUUCCUCAAAAUAGUACUAAUUAUUCUAUGAACCAAGGAAAUAUUACACUUAAUAAGUCAGAGUUUAAUUCAAAUUUGAAUCCUAAUACAUAUAAUUUCUCUCUUAAUAAAUUAGAAUUUAAUUCAAAUUUGAAUUCUAAUUCAAAUCAAAAGGUAGAAAAAUUGCCUUCUUAUGAUGUAAUGGAUCUACUUAGUUAA
This is a messenger RNA of Eufriesea mexicana, 2597 nucleotides long. Its product is annotated as SCY1-like protein 2. Gene Ontology annotation, molecular function: protein kinase activity; ATP binding. Bases 60 to 2597 code for a protein of 845 amino acids. The transcript has 3 exons. Gene Ontology annotation, biological process: protein phosphorylation. NCBI's taxonomy places the organism in Eukaryota, Metazoa, Arthropoda, Insecta, Hymenoptera, Apidae. The record is from RefSeq and is a predicted model, not a curated record.